GGGCCUUCAGGCAUAGCGGCGGCCAUCUUUAGUACUGGAAACUGCCUUUAUAAAGUGGCAGAGCUGCUUACCUGUAAUAUAUUUCCGAUAAACAGACAGAGGAACAACUUAUCAGUCUACUGGUUGCCCUAUACUGUGUGAGCUAAGCUCCUAGCAGUGGCAGGGUAUACUUUCUCUAUAGUUACAGCCCAGUCUAUGGGGGUGCCUAAAUCUUGAGUGCAGGAGAUCAAAGGGAAAUGAGGGACUUUUCAGUAAGAAUCCGGGACUGCGGGUUGAGCUGUCAACAGAGGGACUGUCCCGAGAAAAUCAGGACAUUUGGGAGUGCAGGAGAUCAAAGGGAAAUGAGGGACUUUUCAGUAAGAAUCCGGGACUGCGGGUUGAGCUGUCAACAGAGGGACUGUUCCGUGAAAAUCCGGACAUUUGGGAGAUGUUUGUACGACCUGCUAUCAACAUUGUGUGGCUGUGAUGGGCCGUCAGCUCCGUCAGGGAAAAGUCAAUGGUGUUGUAUGGAAAAAAACCCGGUGGGCCCAGCAGCCCAGACCCAAACCUCCACCGAUGUGUCGCAGCCGAUGCCUCCCGUCCUCUCUCCUUAUCCCAGCCUCCCCCCAGUCUCCCUCCUUCUCUCACAUCAGGCGGAGUCUCCAAUCCCCAGCAGAGGGACCUCAUUUCUCGUGUAGGAAAACACAGAGCUUGUUAGGGAGAGGUGAGGCUGGACCACAGUACGGGGAUGAUCUGCUACACACUCCCAGUACACGAGUAGCCCAGCAGGGCCAGUCAGAAGCCGAAGAGGCUACCAUAGCCCAUCAUUUCCCUCCCUGCAUAGGAUGGAUCUUCCUAUCUCCCCAGCUCAACUUUCUCUUUCCCCAUGAUGAGAACAAGCCUGUUGCUUGCGGACCUUAUUCCUAUUUGGGGGUGAUCUACAAUGUGGGUGCUGUAGAUGGUUGGAUUUCCAGGCUCAGCAUCUCUAUUCCAAAGUGGGACAAGCGUCCGGAAAGAAGGAUAUUCAGGCCUCCAGGCAAUAGGACACCCUGCACAAUGGAAGAUCCACCCUACUACUACUACUGCCCAUCUCUGUAAAUAAAGAGGAAAUGUGAGUACCUCUACGUUCUGACAUCUUCCGUACCUCCCUAUUUCCACCUGAGCAUGCUGCUGGCUGGCCAUGCCUUUCUUAGACUGGUAUCUCCGGUGCUCAUUGGCCACAUGGCUGCUGCUGCACAGCUUUGUCCUUAUGUCUCUCUGCUUCCAGCCAGCCACAACCUUCCCCAAAGGCUGUUACCUCUCUCAGGAGGAUGGCUACAAGACUAUGCGAUGCAGCAAUGCACAGCUAACAGAGGUACCGAGGGGCAUCCCCAAUGACACCCAUCGUCUUUACUUAGACUUCAAUCAGAUCACCUACCUCCCUUCUGACGCCUUCCGUAACCUUCCUGUGCUUAUGGAGCUGGACCUUUCCCACAAUUCUUUGGGACGUUUGGAUGUUGCUUCCUUAAAGGGCCUGAGUGAUAACUUACACUCACUGGACCUGUCUUCCAACAAACUGGUGACUAUUAGCAAAGAGAUCUUUGCCAAUCUGAAGGCUCGGACAAACCUAUCUGGCAAUCCUUGGAUGUGUGACUGUGAGCUCCAAGAAGUGUUCCGAUUGAUGGAGCUGGACCCAGGUUCAUCCAGUGGGAUCGUUUGUGCUACCUCGGUACUAGAGGAGCACGCAGGCAAGCCUUUCCUGCAGGUAGUAAAAGAGGUUGAUCUCUGUAAUGUUUACAAGAAAACCACAGAUGUGGCUAUGCUUGUCACCAUGUUUGGAUGGUUUGCCAUGGUCAUAUCCUAUCUAGUGUACUAUGUGCGUCAGAACCAGGAGGACGCUAGACGCCACCUUGAGUACCUCAAAUCCCUGCCAAGCAAGCAGAGGCACUCCGAGGAGCCAUCCACCCUCAGCACUGUGGUGUGACUCAGGGAAAAGACCAAUGAGGCUCUUUAUGAUAAGGGUUUUAAUUGCUGUUUCUUCUAUUUGGUACUUUAUGGCUGAAGAGAUUAUUCCUAUCACUUAAGGUCAACAUUCAGCCACCCCAGCUAACCUUCACUGGAUCAUUAGGUCAUAAGGCCAACGCAAUGGCCUCCCUGCCUACCUUGACUAGGUUAUCAAUCACUGGAAACAUACACUGCUUUCUCCAUGCUCUACAUGUUCUCUUCAUUCCAUGACAGCCAUAAAUCCAAGGGAAUGAGUGAUAAAAACAGAGCUAAUUAAAUAGAAUCUCAUGUUUUUGAUCACGAUAGAGGGGGGUCUAGAAGCUGAGCGAGGAUGGGAGGUUAUAUACGGUGCAUAGGUUUAGGGUUCCAACAGAUAGGCUGCAGGGCACAAGAUCAUCAUUAGGAAUGGCCUGGGUAACCUAAACUCUAAAGAUAUUAUAGUUUAUCAUGCUGAAAAUAUAAACCAAUAGCUGUGGGUAUAGGACUAGAUAAGUAUGCGUGCACAAAAUGUGAUCCCCUAGGGAUAUGUAUUGCGUGUGUGUGUGUCCAUGCCCAAUCGUAUGCAUGCCUUGCCUUCAUUUCCACCCAGUGAGAGAACUGUCCAUAGAGAAACACAAAUAAGGCCAGUAGUGGGGGGGCUGGUUGAUGGCAACAGUUUCAUAUAUUUUUCAGUGCAAGCAGUCUGUGCCGUUGUUACCAUUAGACGUUGACAAGACAUGUUUCCAUGUUGUUUGGUAUCUGCUAGCCACCAUAUCCAUGUUCCCCAAAUCACCAUGUCCAUGAGGUGUUGCCAGUGAGCUCUAAUGAUAUGGAUUCCCUGCAUUAGAUAGCCUGCCCUGGUCCCUCAGCCACUUUCACUGUUGGUGCCUGCUAGCCACCAUACUUACAUGCCCUGAAUCACCUUGUUAUUGAUGCCCAUGGAGUGUUGCCAGUGAGCUCCAAUGAUAUGGGUUCCCUGCAUUAGAUAGCCUGCCCUGGUCCCUCAGCCACUUUCACUGUUGGUGCCUGCUAGCCACCAUACUUACAUGCCCUGAAUCACCUUGUUAUUGAUGCCCAUGGAGUGUUGCCAGUGAGCUCUAAUGAUAUGGGUUCCCUGCAUUAGAUAGCCUGCCCUGGUCCCUCAGCCACUUUCACUGUUGGUGCCUGCUAGCCACCAUACUUACAUGCCCUGAAUCACCUUGUUAUUGAUGCCCAUGGAAUGUUGCCAGUGAGCUCCAAUGAUAUGGGUUCCCUGCAUUAGAUAGCCUGCCCUGGUCCCUCAGCCGCUAGACAUUUUUGUCUGCAAUGAUUUCCUAUAGAAGCUGUUGAAUUCCAGAUGAAAGAAACAAACACAUUGCCCUUUAUAAAGGUUCACCAACUGAAAAUAAUACAGCACUGACAAUAAUACAGUGUAGUUCUAUUUGCAGCAUGGAUUCUUGGCUUGGAGAAAAGGUGAUGCAACCUGUAACGGAAAGGUCUAGAAAAGCAGCAAUAGCCAUUACGGUGGGGCAAGAAGCUCCUACGGCUAGCGUUGAGAUCUCUGACGUACAUCAGAGCUUUUAUUCUCUUAGGAGAUUUAUACCCCUUCUUAUUCUAUGAGGCAUGACAUAUUGGCCGCCACUCUAUUCAGGAUUUGAUUUGCAAACUGUCUGCCUUUUUAAAAUUGAUUCCCCCCCCCCUUCCUUUUCCCUGAUAGGAUGGAGCUGCCCCGAGCCUCUGCUUUGCAUCCCUCUUGCUUGGCAGCUCCAUUCCACAUGUUAUUUUAUUACGCGCGCUAAGCGCCAGAUGUCAAUGCCGUAUAUUUUCCUCUCUUACGAUGUACGUUCCUCUGUGUUCCGCCAAAUCUCAUCUCCCCGGCAUAAUCACUAGAUUUACAUGAAAUUUCCAUCCAUUUCAUCUCCGAGUCAGGGCUGAGCGGAUGGCGAUGCUACGAACCUAAGUCGCUUAACAUGAAUAUUAAACCCGUUUGCUGGAUCUAGGCCAGAUUCCGCUUUAUCCUCCAUUGUGUUUCCAUUAAACGAGCGGCGUUUACGGGGCAUUUCCAUGUCUUUCUAGGGAUUUAAAGAUCAGGUGAACCUUUUUAAUACAUUUAGAUAUUGACCAGAAAACUGUGAAGCAGUUUUGCAAACAACACGGAACGUUUGCAUCAGGCCCGUUGCUGGGCGGCCCGGGUACCUGGUACCCCAAUUUUAUAUGGUUCUUGUUUAAUAAAAUGUGAUCCCGUUGGCCGUAUAACUGAGAAUAACCGUGUAUCUCUCCCCAACUGAAACCCUCUACUCUGGGCUAGAGAUCAAUACAUGAGACAGAGUGGGAAGACACUUGCCUUAACUAUUACUUUCACAAUAAACUGAUACAAAAAUG
Molecule: messenger RNA, 4302 nt
Organism: Xenopus tropicalis (tropical clawed frog)
Lineage: Eukaryota; Metazoa; Chordata; Amphibia; Anura; Pipidae
Gene: lrrc3c
Product: leucine rich repeat containing 3C
Exons: 7
Coding region: 1160-1942 (260 amino acids)
Cellular component (GO): membrane
Source: RefSeq, a predicted model, not a curated record